AUGCAGAGCGCUACCAAGAACCUUUCGAAAUACGCAAUCAUCUCGUUCCUACUCAUAUUAAUUGUCGUUAUGGGAGUUUACUUCAUUUUCUCUAACAGAAUUCCAACACCGUCAUUGGCCAUUGGCAUUGAUGUCGGGAUCCAGCAUAAACAUGUUCCUGUGGACGACAUACCUCUCACUCACGUCGAUAUUUACGUCGACGACACGGUGGCCCGGAAGUUAUUCGAUGAGGUGCGAGUGUUCUGUUGGAUCCUUACAACAAAGUCCGGUACCUUUAGCAAGGCGGCCGGCAUAAAUGCAACGUGGGCACCUCGAUGCAACAAGCACGUGUUCUUCGCUUCCGCAUCCGGUGAGGAAAGCAUUAUUACGCAUGCGCCGUUGCCGCACGGAGCGACACCUAUGCAGAAGAAGGAGUAUAAAACGGCAACCGGGAAUACUUUUAAAACGGUUUCUAUGGGGACGGAUAUUAUGUUUAUCGAUACGCAGGAGGGAUACGACAAUCUGACCGAGAAAUUUCGCGAGAUUUUACAGCUGCUGAACUUGCAGGAAAUGGAGCAUUUUGAUUGGUUCUUGAAGGCUGAUGAUGACACCUAUGUCAUCAUGGAGAAUAUGCGCUUCUUAUUGAAAGGGCUAAAUCCGGAAACACCUGCGUAUCUGGGUUACCAGCUGGAGCCCACCUAGUUCGACUCGCCCUACAUUAGCGACGGCACAGGAUAUGUGUUCAGCCGAGCCGGGCUCAAGCGCCUCGUUGAAAAGGGAUUCAAGAAAAAGGGCGCUUGUCAGGAAAAGGGAAGCUUCGAGGAUUUAGAGGUCGGCAGAUGCGCAAUGAAAGCCGGUGUCAACAAACAUAGCUCUCUCGACAGAUUUGAACGGGAAAGUUUCCACCCGGAUAAUAUAAACGACUACAUUCUUGGGCCGCCGCCGCAGUGGCUUUAUUAUUAUUCUAGGAAUAAACCAAACGGGGGUUCCGAGUGCUGCAGUCAACUCAGUGUCACGUGGCACAGGAUGGAGACUCGUGACAUGCUCGUGUUUGACCACCUGCUCUACAAGACGCAUGUGUACGGGCGCAACAUUGCGGCCUCCUACACCAACUUCUACUCGUACAACAAAGUCAAGAAAUUACCGAACGGAGUUCCCACCAUGACAAACGUGUAGCAUUAGAAAAUUAGCAUAUGUUCUCUUUUUGUAGGGAGUAUUUUCAGUAUCGUUCCUAAACCAUGAUAACCUCGAAAAUUUCAUACAUAGCAACUGCUAUUGUGCCGUGAUAUGGA
Dreissena polymorpha is the source of this 1271-nucleotide messenger RNA. RefSeq names its product glycoprotein-N-acetylgalactosamine 3-beta-galactosyltransferase 1-like. The record is from RefSeq and is a predicted model, not a curated record. Bases 1 to 681 code for a protein of 226 amino acids. Gene Ontology annotation, molecular function: N-acetylgalactosaminide beta-1,3-galactosyltransferase activity. Lineage: Eukaryota; Metazoa; Mollusca; Bivalvia; Myida; Dreissenidae. Gene Ontology annotation, cellular component: membrane. The transcript is spliced from 7 exons.